CAUUAAUAUGUGUUUGUAUGUUCAUGUGCGCACACGUAGCGCGUAAAGCAACGACAAGUGACUAAAGAGAAGAAGACACUAAAAUUGUAGUGUCGUCAAAGCUAUCACGACAAAUGUUUUAAUUAUUAUUUUUUCAUUUUGCUACAUUUAUUUUGUAUAUUAGGGAAUAAUUCCUAAGAUUUUGUAGAAGGAAGAAAUAAUUAGAAAAAGAUGUUUCGAGAGGGACAAUACAUAGAAGUGAUAAAGCUGUGGGUGUGUUUUCAGGCUUCAGACAAUUGCGUGGCGACGGUUGUCGUUACUGUGCAAGAACAAAUUAUUGAAAUAAAGAAGAAAAAGAUAUCUACCAACAAGUGGCUCGAUCUCGAAGAUUGGGCGGCGGUUUAUAAAAUAUUGGAAAGAGUCAUUUUACGUAACUGCAAAAAUGAUAUUAGCGAGCAAUGCCGUAGAAAAUUCGAAGGGUGUCAAUGGAAAAAAUCUACAAGACAAUUAGAGAUAACAUGUACAAUUGAUUCCUUUGAAUGGACCAAAGAUACAUCAUUGUUAACGAUUAGAGUAAAUGUAUCACCUGCAAGAAGAAAGUUAACAAAGAAUGAUAUACAUGAACAAAGUUCGGGUGAUGAAAAGCCAACUUCUAAAGAAUUAGUAGAUAAUUUAAUAAAGAAGGAAAUAGAUCUAGAAAAACCUGAUAAUCAUAGCAGUUUGCAAAUAGAACAGUCAAAUUAUUCUCCUGAUCAGGCAUUAGAAGAGUAUGUACCAGAUUCACCUAUAAAGAAAAAUUCUCCUCCUUUAAAAUAUAUACCAAGUAGAAAAAGUACACUGCAGAGUAUGCAAAUGACAUCUAAUGAAUAUACACCAGUGCAAUCAUGUAAUGAUGUUUUGGAUAAUGUUCCAUAUGUACCUAACUCCAUUAAAAAUUUCAAUGCUUCUUACGAAGCUUAUGAACCUCAUAGUAUUACUUCUAUGGAAUUAGUAGAAGAAUAUGUACCUAAUUCUAAAGGUAUAAAGCCUUCGGUUGAAGAAUACGAGCCUAAUUUUAGAGGAAAGUUAAUGAAAUUUGAUGAAAGUUAUGUACCAUCCAGUGUACAAAUUUCAAAUGAGAAUGUAAAAAGAGUACAAAAGAUAGAAAAAUUAAAGUCACGUAGAAAAGGAACACUUAUAAAUAAAAAGAAAACAGAACUCGUUUAGUACGAACAGAAUGGAUUGUAUAAACUGAUCAUCGUGAAAAUUACUUUUGAUAAAUGAAUUACUUAUAACAUAAGUGGGUAUGUGAGUGUGCGUAUAAAUAUAUAUAUAUAUAUAUAUAUAUAAAUAGUUUUAUUAUAAUAUUAAUAAAAAAAUAAUGAUACUGUAUCGCUUUAAUAAAAUGUAUAUUCUUAGAAUUGAUAUUAUCAAUCGAUUCUCGAUGAUUUUUUAAAUCGUUUUCGGUUAAGUCUACAAUCGAGAACUUAAAAAAUAUUUAAUAAUAGAAUCAACUUGAUUACACGUUUAUUCAUUAUUAUCUUCUGUCUCAGAAGUUGGUUCGUCGAUCAAGUUUUGUAUCGGCUCGCAUUUAUUUUCGUUUAUUUCAUUUAUAAUUUCUUGUGUUUCUUGCUGUUGCUGUUCUUGUUCUUGUUCUUGUUCUUGUUCUUGUUCUUGUUCUUCUUCUUCUUCUUCAUCAUCCGUGUCAUCAUCAGCACCAGGAUGAGCAGGAACUUUAUGUACUGGGCUACCAGUUGUUUGCAUACUACCUGGUUUUUGCCACAUUUUUUGUGAUUCCUUAUAUUGAGAAAGAAAUAAAAUUUGAUUAUAUAAAUGUAAUUGUACAUUCAUUAUAAAUUAUU
This is a messenger RNA of Vespa velutina, 1820 nucleotides long. RefSeq lists its product as uncharacterized. The record is from RefSeq and is a predicted model, not a curated record. Lineage: Eukaryota; Metazoa; Arthropoda; Insecta; Hymenoptera; Vespidae. The transcript has 3 exons. The coding region runs from base 211 to 1185 and encodes 324 amino acids.